AUGGAGGUGAUCAAACUGGGUGGGGAUUUACCAAUGAGGAAUCUUGCCGGUAUUGGAGGGGAUGUGGAAGCUUCUUUGGGUGGCCGGCUGACAGGGGUUCUUCAGCUGGAGGCGGCGCGGUGGCAAUUCAGGAGUGGGAAUGGUGGAGGCGGAGGCGUGGCGGUGGCGGAGGUGGGGGAGGUGGGUCUGGAGAAGGGUCUGGUCAUGGUAGUGGAUAUGGAGCUGGAGGCGGAGGAGGUGGCGGUGGCGGUGGUGGUAGGUGGUAGUAAUGGUUACGGCCAAGGAAUGGGAUUUGGUGCAGGGUUUGGGUUAGGCGGAGGAGCAGCGGUGAAGAGGUGGCGGCGGUGGCGGUGGGGGUGGCGGAAAUUCUGUUUGGGGAGGGGAGGCGUAUGGACAUGGAAGUGGGUUUGGGGAGGUGGAGGUAUGGGUGGCGGGGAGGUGGAGGAGGUGGCUUUUGGCGGUGGUAGUGGAGGAGGUGCAAAUGGAGGAAAUGGCUAUGGUAGUGGCUUUGGCGCGUGGUGUAGGUAG
Molecule: messenger RNA, 528 nt
Organism: Benincasa hispida (wax gourd)
Lineage: Eukaryota; Viridiplantae; Streptophyta; Magnoliopsida; Cucurbitales; Cucurbitaceae
Source: RefSeq, a predicted model, not a curated record